Molecule: messenger RNA, 883 nt
Organism: Aspergillus aculeatinus CBS 121060
Lineage: Eukaryota; Fungi; Ascomycota; Eurotiomycetes; Eurotiales; Aspergillaceae
Exons: 2
Coding region: 195-674 (159 amino acids)
Source: RefSeq, a predicted model, not a curated record
CAGAAAUCCUAUCGCUUCUUGCCUCCAGAUACCGACCACCACUGCUUUUUAUUUUUCUCCCGUUCGGCAACGGCAACGUGAUACUCCGGGCUUCAGCGAAGGAUGGUGUAUCUUGCUUACAAUUUAUGUGAUGGACUGACUGACUGGUGACCUACGAAAAAGGCAGCGAGGGCUACUACGGAGGGAGGGGUGGAAUGACCGACACCGACGGCAGUCAGUCCUACCGCCCUUCCACUCUCAACCAACCUUGGAUUAGCUUCGCUCGUUCUGCCUGCGAAAAGCCAGUCCUGCACGAUACUGAUGUGAUGUGCAUCGCAUUUGAGGAGCUUAUUGCGCUCUCUCCUAUUGUUGUGUAUUGUACCGUGCUGGAGUAUGUGCAGUCCCUACCCAAGCGAAGCCAUAGUAGAUCUAGUGUAUGCCCUGUGUGCACUGUGCACCCGGAGUCGACCGACCGAGUAAGUAGUCUACUCCGUCCGCAUGGACCAAGAAGAAACCAAAAGUACGAAUCCCAGCCAGAAAGGCUAGAGGGCGAUCGGGGCCGAAACGAACGAAAGGACCGUGUGAGCGAGGGGAGGGCCUGUGAGGAAGAUCACGGGCCAACUUCUUGUUCCUUUCCGUCGGUUGAUCAGAGGGAAGCAGUAGCAGCAGCGGCACUGAUGAACAAGUUAAAUUAGAUACUAACUAGAGUAUAUACUAGCGUAUGUACAUAGGUUUUUAUGUCUACAUGUAUGUAUGUGGUAUGUCAGUAAAGUUUUUUUUUUUCGCAGGCAAGCAAGCGCCGCGCCCAUGAGAUAGAUAGAUAGAUAGUCAUGGAGCACGAGAAGCGUCAUGAUCGUUAUUCGUUCGUAAAGAGGGACACUGAUUAUUCAUGUUCUAACAUUUU